GAUAUGCGCGACUAACAUCCGGCGGAAGUAAACAAGCCUCGGCUGACGUGGAGCUGCAGACUUGUGACCAAACAGCCAGAGAAACCGGACCUACUGGAACCGAAUCGGCUGGUUUUAGGGGAACAUUCAUCCUUAUUUCUGUAUUUAUUAAAUGGACUCUUGUUAGUGUCGUCUGAACUCCCGGGAUUAGCUAACGGCCAUCGUUGAACGACACCUCCCGAGCAAAAUGGCGACAGCAGCGGAGGAGGAGGCCAACCGACCGUUCGCCGGGCUGUCGGACGUCUCCAUCUCGGAGGACAUCCCGGUGGAGGGGGACAUCUCGGUCCCCGUCGGCCCUUCCGCCCGGCGGGACGACGAGUUCUCCACGCUGGACGAGCCCGUGAAGGAGACCGUCCUGCGGGACCUGCGCGCGGUGGGGAAGAAGUUCGUCCACGUCCUGUACCCGAAGCGGAGCACCGCGCUGCUGCGGGACUGGGACCUGUGGGGCCCGCUGCUGCUCUGCGUGACGCUGGCGCUGCUGCUGCAGGGCGGCGCGGCCGACAGCGACUACCAGGGGGGCCCGCAGUUUGCUGAGGUCUUCGUCAUCGUCUGGUUUGGCUCCAUCAUCAUCACCAUCAACUCCAAGCUGCUGGGCGGCACCAUCUCCUUCUUCCAGAGCCUGUGUGUGUUGGGAUACUGCAUCCUGCCUCUGACGGUGGCCAUGGCCGUGUGCCGGAUCGUCCUCGUCGCCGGCUCGGGGUCCGUCAGCUUCGCCGUGCGGCUGGUGGUGGUGACGGCGUCCUUCGGCUGGUCCACCUUCGCCUCCACGGCCUUCCUCGCCGACAGCCAGCCGGCCAACCGCAAGGCGCUGGUGGUGUACCCGGUGUUCCUCUUCUACUUCGUGAUCGGGUGGAUGGUGCUGACGUUCUCGCCGUCACAGUAGAAGAGAAACGAAAAGGAAAGUGUUUGUUCAACGGACAAAAAAAAGACUGGGGAGGUUUCUUUUUGUUUUGUUUUUGUGGAGUGAAAGAACUCCGAUAAACACCGGUUUCUGCCUUGGAAUGAAGACGAAUGACUACUGAAGUGACUGAGUGUUUCUGGGCCUCCGAUGGAGCAUUUAGACUCAUGGGAGACACACAAAACAAAUGUUUUCAGGCAAAGCAAGGGCUCCGACUCGGAGCCAGAGAAGUCCGCUGGACGCUGUGCUGCAGAUGAAAAAUUAAGAAGCUCAUGAAUAUGUUGCAUAGGCUUGUAAAUAUAAAUGCUCUAUGAAUGUUUCAACUAACAGGGCUUUAAAUAUUAUUCUCAUUAUAUUCCUCCGGGUAUGUUAGAAACCUCAUAGUGUCUUCAUGACACUCUUUAUUAAAACAUCCUCAGCUUUUCAUUCUCCCGUUGUCGUCGAUGCUUUCAUGCAGCUCGACUGUUGGUGAGCAACUCCGGCAAAAUCUGGUUCUACUUUUCCUUUUGCAGCAAGUUUCUUUUUGUAUUUUGGGGCGUAUUUUAGUUUUUUUUUUAGUGGACGGGUGUGACUGGUGUUGUUGGCGUGCAACAAAGUUCUCCCGUCGGACUCCGGCUCGGUUCCUUGAACCCCUCCCUCUGGCCACCAGUUAGAUUAGCUUAGCACAGAGACUGUGAACAGCUAGCACGGCUCUUAGCACCGUAGCAACACCUCUGAAUCUCUAAAUAAUGAACACCUUGUGUGUUGUUUGAUUGAAACCUUUAUGAAUCGGGUAAUCACCCGAAGGGGUGGACACUGAGCUCCAUCUUCUCAUCAGUCUCUCAGGAAGAAAGGGAAGAAAUGUCAAACUCUUUCUUUCAGAGUAUCGUCUGAAACUGACACUUGGGAGUGCGUGUAGUUCUGUUUAAACUUCUGUGUGUUUGCACAGGCGGUCGUGUCCACACAUGUUCUUCGGUGGGUAAAUUCUUUAGCACUCUUGGUCAGAAGGUGAAUUUUAUGUCACGCAGAUGGAUGCACGGACACUAAUUUGGAUUUAGGAAGUAAAAACAAAGUAGUAACCGAGUCUGAUUAUCAGGCGAUUUCCUGUCGCACGCCGGCGGUCUUCUGUUCAAGCGCAACUUCCAUUAAUUUUUUUGUCUGGGUCAUUGCAUUGUGGGAGAUGAGAAAAGAAAGAAGCUCAAACAGCGUUAAAGAAGUCAGAAGAUUUAGGAGAGUUAUGAGACGCAUUUAAAAACAGACUAGAUUAGUUUGUCUUUUUCUGGAGGAUAACAACAAACGUCUCAACGUGGUUUUUAGCCGACAUCCCUCCAGAAUUUAAGAGUAUUUAAGAGCUUCUUAACCCUGGAGGGAGAAAUGAGCUCUGGGGGAACCAGAGAAAGGACUUCCCCCUCCGUGUUCAACCCCCAGCCCAACGCUCACAUUCUGUUCUCAUGCAGACUUUAACGCUUCCUGCAGAGUUUGGAACGGCAUUCUGGGAAAUGUAAGACAUCCCCAACUGAUGUCGAAGAGGAUGCAGCAGGUUCAUGAAGAAAGGAAAUUGUAACACUCAUUAUAAAAGAUUAGAUGAUAUCAUGAUUUUGUUUGUAAACGUCAAAGUGAUGUGAAUCACAUUCUGAUACUUCCUCUGCGUGACGACCUUUGACCCCUGCUCGGUCGACAUAACCUGUUCUUUGUGUUCUCUCGCAUCACUGGGGCUUUCUUUGUUGAAUUCCUUUAAUUUAUAUGUAUUAGGUUGCAUCAACAAAUGAGAAAGAUUAAAAUAUAUUUCAUCAACUGUGA
Molecule: messenger RNA, 2716 nt
Organism: Cyclopterus lumpus (lumpfish)
Lineage: Eukaryota; Metazoa; Chordata; Actinopteri; Perciformes; Cyclopteridae
Gene: yipf6
Product: Yip1 domain family, member 6
Exons: 2
Coding region: 227-922 (231 amino acids)
Biological process (GO): endoplasmic reticulum to Golgi vesicle-mediated transport
Cellular component (GO): trans-Golgi network; membrane
Source: RefSeq, a predicted model, not a curated record